AUGCCGGGAACGCUUAAAAAGGUGGCAGGGGUUGUACACGACGCAGUGCAGCAGGCUGUGAUGCAAUACGGCUAUGACGACGAGCUCUACCAGGCAUGGAGGGACGGCGAGAUAGGCGAAAAGGACUUGCCGGAGGAGGUGAUGGCUAUGACUUUGGACCUUUGCGAGAGGUGGCGAGCGGAGCAAGAGCGGUGUAGGCGCGUCCACGCGGCGCAGCGGCUCUCCCGCGACCCCGCUCCCAGGCCCCUCUCGUAG
Emiliania huxleyi CCMP1516 is the source of this 255-nucleotide messenger RNA. RefSeq lists its product as hypothetical. The transcript has 2 exons. Lineage: Eukaryota; Haptophyta; Isochrysidales; Noelaerhabdaceae. The coding region runs from base 1 to 255 and encodes 84 amino acids. The record is from RefSeq and is a predicted model, not a curated record.